Messenger RNA from Solanum verrucosum, 4108 nucleotides. RefSeq lists its product as uncharacterized. The record is from RefSeq and is a predicted model, not a curated record. Lineage: Eukaryota; Viridiplantae; Streptophyta; Magnoliopsida; Solanales; Solanaceae. Bases 64 to 3921 code for a protein of 1285 amino acids. The transcript has 21 exons.
UAACUGAUGCAUUGUGAUUUUCUCUUAUUUGGGGUUCUUCUUUUAUUUUGAUUACAGAAGCAGAUGUUCACUGAAGGUCUUGAUAAUAACGCCCUAAGGUGGGUUAGAGAGGGUUCUGGGCAGCAGACUAAGGAGGUUCCUUUCUCAAUUUCAAGCCAAGGAUCAAGGAUUGAUCCAAUUGGGAGUAUGAGAAAUGGGGGUCGCAAUGUUGGGCUUCCACCGCCUUCGAAAUUCCGGAGUGGUCAUCUGUCGGGGGUUAUUCCUGUAUCUAGAGUUAUACCUGCGGAUUUAGAUGAUAGUGCGUCGGUUUCUGAUAAUGACAUGAUCACUGACUCGGAAGAGGAGGUUUAUGGGGGGAGAUACUCAUUGGAUUCAUCACCACAUGAUGACAGAGUUCCUAGCACUACUGCAGCCACUCAGAGAUACUACAAUCUCCCACCUAGGCGUGGUGCUACGCAGUAUGCAAGUGACAGUAUGUACUCUGAUGAUGUUAGUUCGUCGAUGGAGACGUUGGGGAGAGGUCGUGGACACGUGGUCGAUAGAUUGAUGAGAGGCGCUAAUAGAUACCCAAUUGGAAGUAGUGUGUAUACUGAGGAGGAAUCUUCUGAUUCUGCUGCAAGCUCUGAGUUCUCUUCCACCCAAGUUGGGACAAAGAAUGGAACUGUUCCACGAUCAACAAAUUAUGCAUCUGAAGGGUAUGCUUCCAGCAUUCCAUCUAAAUUGAAUACAGGAAACAAGACUCAGAAGGAUAUGACCUCUGGGAAUUUACAGAAGAAGGUCACUGAUGAGGAUGUCCCCAGUGCACCUCCAUUUUGCAGUUCUGCUGCUGAAAUCAAAGAAGUUGAUGAACGGAUCCCUGCCUCUAGAACAGCUAAUGUGCAAUCUAUGGCAGAAGAUUGUGGUCUCUCAGCAAAGGCAGAUAGUAACAUUUCUUCUGGCAUAAACCACCAGGCCAAAGUUCCAAAUCAUUCCGACUCACCUGUGAGGACGACUGCUGCUGCUGCAGAAAAUGGAGGGCCAUUGGGUUCUUAUCCCGCUCGCCUUCCAACUUUUCAUGCCAGUGCAUUGGGCCCAUGGCAUCGCGUGCUCGCCUAUGAUGCGUGUGUUCGGCUCUGCUUGCAUUCUUGGGCUAGGGGUUGCAUAGAAGCUCCGAUGUUUUUGGAAAGUGAAUGUGCUCUCUUAAGGAAUUCAUUUAGGUUACAGCAAGUUCUGUUACAAUCAGAGGAGGAAUUAAUGGCAAACCGCUCUUCCGAGCUUCCUAAGGAAGCGGCUGCCCCAAAACCUAAGCAAAUGGUUGGAAAGAUGAAGAUCCAAGUUAGGAAGGUUAAGAUGGGCCUGGACCCACCCACCGGCUGCAGUUUUUCUUCCCUAAGAACACCAAAAAUAAAGAUUGAAUCUGUUAGAUAUCACCUAUCCAAUAUGCGGUCAUCAAUCUCUUCCGGAUGGCGAGCGAUGCGCAAAGUCCAUUUUGCUCCUCGUGUGCCUGCAAAUGGUUCCUUCUCGCGCCAGAGUUUGGCAUACAUGCAGGCGAGCACCCAAUAUAUAAAGCAAGUUUCUGGACUCCUGAAAAUUGGUGUGACAUCUCUCCGCAGCAGUCCAUCGUCUUAUGAUGUUGUUCAAGAGACAUACCAUUGUUUCUUACGACUAAAAAGUUCAAUGGAAGAGGAUGCUAUUAAAAUGCAACCUGGAUCAGGCGAAACCCACAUUUUUUUUCCAGAUAAUCUUGGAGAUGAUCUAAUUGUUGAAGUACUGGAUUCCAACGGAAAGCAUUAUGGUCGUGUCCUUGCUCAAGUUGCCACCAUUGCUGAAGAACCGGGUGAGAAACUUCGGUGGUGGUCCAUCUAUCGUGAACCAGAACACGAGCUUGUUGGCAAAGUGCAACUCUUUAUUAAUUACUCAACAGCAUUUGAUGAAAAUAGUCAUCUUAAGUGUGGUUCAGUUGCAGAAACUGUUGCUUAUGACCUGGUACUUGAAGUUGCAAUGAAGAUUCAGCAAUUCCAACAAAGAAAUUUGACACUACAUGGUCCAUGGAAAUGGUUGCUCACUGAAUUUGCAUCAUACUAUGGAGUUUCUGAUGCAUAUACUAGAUUAAGGUACGAUAUAUUUACAUCUACUUGUUUUAGGUGCUUGGAGGAGUUUACCCACUUCCUUAUUAUGUGCAUAAUUAUUUUGCAACAUCAACUGUGCAGGUACCUUUCCUAUGUCAUGGAUGUGGCAACACCAACUGCUGAUUGUCUUACAGUUGUGCAUGAUUUUUUGUUACCUGUUAUAAUGAAGGGCCGUUCUAAGAGCACCCUUAGUCAUCAAGAGAAUCGUAUUUUGGGGGAAAUUGAGGACCAGAUUGAACAGAGCUUUGCGUUGGUUUUCGAAAACUAUAAGUCUUUGGAUGAAUCAACACCAUCGGGUAUAAUGGAUGUCUUCAAACCAGCUACUGGGGUUGUACCACUUGCAUUGGAGCCUGCUGUUAAACUAUUUUCUCUACUUCAUGACAUAUUAUCUCCUGAAACUCAGAACACACUGUACAGCUAUUUUCAGGCUGCUGCGAAGAAAAGAUCAAGACGACACUUGACAGAGACAGAUGAAUAUGUCAGCGGGAAUAAUGAAGGACUCUUGAUGGAUGCUGUUACCGUGUCUACUGCUUAUCAAAAAAUGAAGUCACUCUGUAUGAACAUAAGAAACGAAAUUUUUACUGACAUAGAGAUCCACAAUCAAAAUAUACUUCCAAGCUUCAUAGACUUGCCAAACCUUUCUUCAGCCAUAUAUAGUGCAGAACUUUGCUGUAGAUUGCGUGCAUUCCUGAUCGCUUGCCCCCCUGCUGGCCCUUCUCCCCAUGUGACUGAUCUUGUCAUUGCAACAGCAGAUUUUCAGAGGGAUCUUGCCUGCUGGAAUAUCAAACCUGUUAAAGGAGGAGUUGAUGCAAAAGAGUUGUUCCAUUUGUAUAUCAUCCUGUGGAUCCAGGAUAAGCGGCUCUCUUUGCUGGAAUCUUGCAAGCUGGACAAGGUGAAAUGGUCGGGAGUGAAAACACAGCAUUCAACAACCCCUUUUGUUGAUGAAAUGUACGAGCGCCUGAAAGGAACUCUUAAUGACUAUGUGAUCAUCAUCUGCCGCUGGCCAGAGUACACAUUUGUAUUGGAGAAUGCCAUUGCUGAUAUUGAGAAAGCAAUUUUGGAUGCACUGGAGAAGCAAUAUGCAGAUGUCUUGUCUCCGUUAAAGGAGAAUUUGACACCCAAGAAAUUUGGCUUCAAAUAUGUGCAAAAACUUACCAAAAGAUCAGUUUGCCCAUAUAUUGUGCCAGAAGAUCUGGGCAUUCUUUUGAAUUCAAUGAAGAGGAUGCUAGACAUUCUGCGCCCAAACAUAGAGCAGCAGUUUAAGUCCUGGGGUUCGUGUAUCCCUGACGGAGGAAAUACCGCCCCUGGAGAGUGCCUGAGUGAGGUGACUGUGAUGCUUCGAGCUAAAUUCAGAAAUUAUGUGCAAGCGGUCAUUGAGAAGCUUGUGGAAAAUACAAAGCUGCAGAACAACACAAAGUUGAAGAAAAUUUUACAAGAUUCCAAGGAGAAUGUUAUAGAAUCAGACAUAAGAUUUAAGAUGCAGCCAUUGAAGGAGCAGCUGACAAGUACCAUAAAUCACCUUUACACCAUUUUUGAACCUAAUGUAUUCAUCGCAAGUUGUCGAGGCUACUGGGACAGGAUGGGACAGGACGUGCUAAGUUUCUUAGAGAGCAGGAAAGAGAACCGGUCUUGGUACAAGGGCUCACGAAUUGCAGUCUCUAUCCUAGAUGAUACCUUUGCCUCUCAGAUGCAGCAGCUUUUAGGCAAUUCGCUUCAAGAGAAAGACCUUGAGCCUCCAAGGUCCAUUCUUGAAGUGCGAUCAAUGCUUUGUAGGGAUGCAUCAAAUAACAAAGGAUCAAAUUACUUUUACUAGAUGUAAUUAUGUAUAGGUUUCCUAUUCAAUUUUGUUUCUUUUUGGUUCCGGAAACAGAAAGAGGAAGAAGGGUGUCGUUGCCAUAGCCUAUAACCUAUAGCCUACAGGUGGAUUCGCCUCAGAUUAGGGAGGACCACGGUGAAGAUGUUCUCUCUUGUGGUUUUUAGGCCUGCUACAGAAGAAUAGA